This is a messenger RNA of Lemur catta (Ring-tailed lemur), 1992 nucleotides long. It is a transcript of the gene PDCD6, whose product is annotated as programmed cell death 6. The coding region runs from base 693 to 1058 and encodes 121 amino acids. Lineage: Eukaryota; Metazoa; Chordata; Mammalia; Primates; Lemuridae. The transcript is spliced from 6 exons. Gene Ontology annotation, molecular function: calcium ion binding. The record is from RefSeq and is a predicted model, not a curated record.
CCCUGCUGCGGGCGCGGCGCUACCGGAUCAGAGCUUCCUGUGGAACGUCUUCCAGAGGAACCACCAAGUGGAGGAUCUCCCGGGAAUGCUUGUCUCAGGAGAGCAGAAACAUGGUUCCCCGCGCUGUUAAAAUGGCAGCAGCCAGAGAAGAAGCAGGGAGACCUGGCGUUUGCUUGGGGCGGAUGAUCUUUACGGCAACGCCUUCUUCCCGAGUCGUCCUUCCCCCGAAUGGACGGCGAAACUUGAGUGACUCAUGGCCAGGGAAUGACUUAAUUGGCUGAGGGAAUUUUUUCCUGCUUGUAAAAAAGAGAAUCUGGUGCAGGUGUGAAUUCAGACAGGCCAGGGAAGGAAGCAAGGGAAGGCUUGAGAUGGGGAUACAAAAUCGAAAAGAUGAUCCGCCUCUUAGGGGUUUUGGCACUUGGAGCAUUUCCUUUAUCCCCCAGCAGAAUGGAGGAGCGAAAGUGAAAGGUCUGCUAGAGAGAGCAUUCCAGAACCAGUGUAGCGUUGACAGAAGAGUUAAGCCUAUGUUUUCGAUUUCCUGCACUUUUAGUCAACAGCUUAACUGGUCUUCUUGAUUUUGUAGGGUUGAUAAAGACAGGAGUGGCGUGAUCUCGGACAACGAGCUCCAGCAGGCGCUGUCCAAUGGCACGUGGACUCCAUUUAACCCAGUGACUGUGCGGUCAAUCAUAUCUAUGUUUGACCGGGAGAACAAGGCCGGCGUGAACUUCAGCGAGUUCACGGGCGUGUGGAAGUACAUCACGGACUGGCAGAACGUCUUCCGCACCUACGACAGAGACAACUCGGGCAUGAUCGACAAGAACGAGCUCAAGCAAGCUCUCUCAGGUUUUGGCUACCGGCUCUCUGACCAGUUCCACGACAUCCUCAUUCGAAAGUUUGACCGACAAGGACGGGGGCAGAUCGCCUUUGACGACUUCAUCCAGGGCUGCAUCGUGCUCCAGAGGUUGACGGACAUAUUCCGACGCUACGACACGGACCAGGAUGGCUGGAUUCAGGUGUCUUACGAACAGUACCUGUCCAUGGUCUUCAGUAUUGUAUGACGCUGUCCUUCCGUGAGUAACAGCACGGCUUACAGAAAGAAGACCCAAAAUGCCAAAUCUCUCACCUUUCAUAGACAGAACAUGGACGCGGUUAGAUGCUGUUGCUGUUCCUCCUUUAAAUUUUACCGCGUGGGGACCCGGCUGUGCGUAAGUGGAUGAGCUGAUCAGCGUCUUUGCAACUGUGAUGGUGGCUCCAUCACUGUAACACGAACACUGGGCGUGGUGACUGUGUCAUCGUGCCAUGAGGUGAACGUAAUAAUGUUUCUGCUUGCUGAAGAAUGCAUCGUCUACUUUUCUAGAUAAUUCUGUAGUGAAAAUGCUUCAUUAGCCAAUAGAAGUUUUAAACUGACACGGAACUUGCCCAGAAGGCCUUUCACGUGCCUUACUUUUUUAAAAGGAGUUGAUUGUAUCAGGGGGUGUGCAGCACAAGCAAUAAAGUGCCCGGCACAGACUCGGGUGUACUUUUGGCUUCUCAAAUCGAGCAGGUCAGAGAAACCAGCCCUGUGGCGUCGUCCCAGGCCUUACCCCAGUGUUCACCACGUCAGGUGCGCUGGCUUCUUGGGAGGUCCCAGGGUUCUGGGGACACCUUCUAGAAGGUUCUUUAGCUCAGCCUGCGAGACUUUGCUUAUGAAAAUCCAAAAAGACUGUCCUGUCCUCGGCUACGGGAGUUAAAUUUUAUAAAACUCCUUUGUCUGCAUGAACAAAUCCAAAUUGGUUUAGUAGGUUGUGAAUUGCUGUGAUUUAUAAAUGAUCUAACCACACUACACUGCCAGUUUCUUAAUUACAGAUUUCAGACAAAACUAGAGCAGGCGGCACAGCUAGCCAUUUGUCUGUCACCAGCUCACUGUCACCCCACGGCUCUGCCUCCCUGACAUCUCCUGGCAUAGCCUGAAACGGCCUUCCAAGAAUAAAGUUGUGCUGCGGCUGCAGCUGA